AUGGCUCUGCAAGGCCCGGAGGAGCUGGGGGAGCAGGUCGAAGAGCCGGAGGAUCUGGACGACCAGGACGCUAGUAGCAUCUCCCCGGCCGAGGAGAUAACCAUGCCUCCCGGUCCCGGAGGCGACGAAGAGCCGGAGGAGGCUCUCCUGCUGCCCUGGGACCGCUUCGCCACCUGGCUGCACUGCAUAUGUGUGGUCGGCUUCGACCUGGAGCUUGGACAGGCGGUGGAGGUUAUUUAUCCGCAUCACUCCAAACUGUCAGAGAAAGAGAAAACGAGCAUCUGCUACCUUUCCUUCCCUGACUCCAACUCAGGUUGCCUUGGCGACACCCAGUUCUGCUUCCGCUUCCGUCAGGGUUCCAACAGGAAGUCGUCGCUCGCCUGCUUCCUGGAAACCACCGACCGGGACGCACCGCCCUGUCUGAAGAGGGAACAGGGCCAUUACUAUGGUUACGUGUACUUCCGUCAGGUGCGAGACAAAUCCCUGAAGAGAGGAUACUUCCAGAAGUCUCUGGUGCUGAUCAGUAAGCUGCCCUACGUCACCUUCUUCCACUCCCUGCUGAAGAUCAUGGCUCCAGAAUACUUUGAGAAACAGGAGCCCUGUCUGGAGGCUGCUUGUAAUGACAUAGACCGCUGGCCGUCGCCCCAUCCUGGACGAAUUCUCACGCUUCCAAUUAUGGGAGUGGUCAUCAAGGUUCGCAUUCCAACCAGCUACGACAAACCAGGAACAUCACAGCUGGUCCAGUCCGCCCAGAGUGACAGUCAGGUGUCCAUCGUGCUCCCAACCAUCCAUGAAGUCGACCUCUUCAGGUGUUUCUGCCCCGUCUUCUUCCACAUCCAGAUGCUGUGGGAGUUGGUGUUGCUAGGGGAAGCGCUUGUCGUCAUGGCGCCGUCGCCAGCAGAGUCGUCGGAUACCGUGCUAGCAUUGGCCAGCUGCAUCUCUCCUCUGCGUUACUGCAGUGACUUCCGGCCGUACUUCACCAUCCACGACAGCGAGUUCAAGGAGUACACCACCAGGACGCAGGCGCCGCCGUCAGUCAUUCUGGGAGUGACCAAUCCCUUCUUUGCUAAAACCCUGCAGCACUGGCCGCACAUCAUCCGCAUCGGAGACAUGAAGCAAGCAGGAGAGAUGGCCAAGCAGAUGAAAGUCAAGAAACUGAAAAACCUCAAAACUCUGGACUCUAAACCCGGUGUGUACACUGCAUAUAAGCCGUAUCUCAACAAAGAUGAAGAAAUCAUCAAACAGCUUCAGAAGGGCGUUCAACAGAAGAGACCCUCUGCGGCCCAAAAUGCAAUUCUUCGACGCUACUUCUUAGAACUGACACAGAGCUUCAUCAUUCCACUGGAGCGGUACGUCGCCAGUCUGAUGCCUCUCCAGAAGUCCAUCAGUCCCUGGAAGAGUCCUCCUCAACUGCGACCGUUCAUCCAGCAGGACUUCAUGAAGACGCUGGAGAAGGCUGGACCUCAGCUCACGUCCAGACUGAAAGGAGACUGGAUAGGACUCUAUAGGAAUUUCCUCAAGUCUCCCAACUUUGAUGGCUGGUUCCGCAACAGGAGGAGAGAGAUGACCCAGAAACUGGAGGCUCUGCACCUUGAGGCGCUGUGUGAGGAGGAUCUGCAGCAGAGAGUCCAGAUGCACACGGAGGUGGAGACGGUUGAUCUGGUUCUGAAGCUGAAAGAUAAACUGACUCAGGCGGAGAAGGAGCAGCUCCCGGUGCGUCCGGGCACUGUGGCCAAACUGAGGGCCCACAUUGAGGCCGUCAUCCUGGCUUUACCAGAUGACCUGCAGGGCAUCCUCCACAAGCCCUCCACACCGUGACCUCUAACCCCUCGCUCUGCAACUCUAACCCUAGUUUGAGCUUGUUUUAAAGUUUGGGGGAUAGUGGGUCUCCUCCCAGUUGGCCCCCAGGUGGACGGACCCCCAGUUUACUCAGACCGAGCCCCAGUUUGAGGAUCACUUCUGGUCUAACAUUGAAAGCACACGGUGUAUUUUUGUUUUCCAAAAUAUACAUCCAACUUCAGUUAUAUUUACAUUUCUUUUCCUUUCAAUCUGCUACUGUGGGAUUCAGACCGUCCCGCACGUCUCGGUGAUCGUGUGGUGUUCAAACGAGCAGCUGGACGAGGCCACGGACAUAAACUCCUCUGAAGAGUUUUGAGGAAGUGAAACGGCAAUUAAAAUGUUUGAGGAGGUUUCUCACAGAGACAUCAAUAAGUAAAGAAAGGAGCGCUGGAUUCGUCACAGCUCUGCUCCUGCAGCUUUGCAUCUGAGGCGUUGGUGGCCUGUGUGCAGAAGGAUUCAUCACCUUGAAGGUAAGAGCAGGAAGAUGAACCCAGCUGACCUUUGACCCCCUUUUUAUGUCUUGACAUUUUUACUUUUUACUUUUUUUAAAAGUGACGAUGGACUGCUGAAGUCCAGCGGAACUGACUGGAGUUUUUCAUCCAUAAAAAAAAGAAAUGUUUUUAAAAGAAGUGCACUUCAUCGCUAACUGGACCAGUGUGCCCUUCUCUCUCUCUCACACACACACACACACACACACACACACACACACACACACACACACACACACACACACACACACACACACGCUUUUAUGCAAACAAAUUGAGCUGAGCAGAGCCAAGCAGUGCUUUAUAAAUACAUUUUAACCACAAUAUGUUCCAUUAAAAACACAAACACAGCAUUAAGCACCAGCGUCCCUCUAAUAACUGUCAAUGCAGUAAAACGGUUUUUGUCUUGUUUUGCUCAGGAGCCAAUCACAUCCAUGUAUCUAUGUCACAUGAUCUUUGUGUAACUCUUAACAGUUUGAGGGAAAAGGUUGUCAUUAUAUUUCUAUUUUACUGAAGACUAACUCCUCAUGAUGACUGUCAGAAAUUUGAUUUACCAUUUUUAUUUUGAACGAUAUUUUUCUUGCAGAAAUGUGCUUCCAUCUUUAUGAAGUGUUUCUGAGGGUGUUUCAUGGCAAAGACAAAUUGCAGCUCUCACUUUAGUCCCGCCUGAACAAAAGUCCAAAUAGAUACUUUUACUCACUAAACUAUAAACUAUAUGGAGGCGUGUGUGCAUUAAACAAACACUACAGUUUUAAAUGAGCUUUCUGAUUUGGAUUAAAUUGAUGCUGGUGCUUACUGUGCAGGAGUGAGAGCGUAACAAUACUUGAUGAGUUCCUCACAAUCUGACUCCUGUGAAGAUGAUAAGAGCUGCAGCUCCAACACUAAACGUUGCCUUCAGAUAAAGACAGAAACAGUGCUGACGUCUGUGUUUCAGUGUUUUCUGAACUACAGUGUUCAGACUAAAAACCUCCAAAGCGACAGAGAAAAUAACCAAAAACUUCCGUUCUAAGAGAGGAAUCAUUCGCACUGCGGGGUCUUAUAAAAGCAUCAUUUUGCUGCAUGUCUUAUUUAUUAACUACUAAUUAUGUUGGAUUUCUAAAUCCACUUCAGACUUUUCAUUGUUGCAUUUGAUGUUUCUUUGGUUUUAAGUCAUUUCAGUGCGCUUUAAAAAAUGUUUAUAAAACUUGGACAUUGAGAAAAGAAUAAUGUGACUUUGGUCAUUUCUUAAAAAUUGUUUAAAAUUAUUUAGCAGCCGUCAAACAUUUUACAUAUUGAAGUUAAAGGUCCAAAACAAACAAUCAUUAAAACCAUUCAACUCAUUCCUGGACACGUAACACACAUUUAUAAUGACAGCAAUAACUUAUUACGCUCAUUUGUAUUUUCAGGGUGUAAAUGACAAGUUAUUAGCGUUUUCUAAAAGUGUAUUUAGUGGUACAUACAGUUAUUAUUACAUACAGUUAUUAUUACAUACAGUUAUUAUUACAUCCAGUUAUUCGAUGUUUGCAUUUCAAAAGAUCGCUUGUUUGAAAAUGUUACGUGGACGUCUUGUCAAACGUACGAUUGUUUUUUCUUUUCCAUGAAGCCCUCGUGUAACAAAUGUUGUAUAAAUGCUUCGUUUAGCACAUAAUUGUAAAGAAAAAUAACAAUGAUGUGCUGUUUGCAAAAACCUGCAACCAUGUAUGUUUUAUAUUUGUAAAAAAAACUUAUUUUAACAAUUUUUAAUGAUUUUUAUGGAGGGCUAUUCUCAUAUUCCACUCUGGAGAGAAUUAAGAGUUUUGUACAUAAUGGUGUAAAGUGAAAUGAUGUACAUUAGUUAUUUUGCUAUUACAACAGAUGUCUUACUAAAUACAGAUAUAAAUAAUAAUUACUCCUUAAAAUGUUAAUUUUCCUUUCUUAAACAAUUUUAUUUGAGACGCCUUGACAUUUUGAAGUUGUAGUUUAUUUGCGAAGCGGCACUGAAAAUGUAAAGUUUAAGUAUUUCUACUGAUUCUGAAAACAAAACUUAUAAAAUGUGCUUAUGAUGUAAUUAAGAGACCCUAUUGGACAAUUACGCAAAACCCCAGAGAUUAUGAUUUACAAUAACUGCUAAAGUACGGUUGAGAUAAUAAAAUAAAAAGUAAAAGAUGGUGGAAGAAGUACUGAAAUUAAAGUAGCCACAAUAUAUUGUACUAAAUUAAAUGUACAGAAAUAAAAGUACCCAUUAUUCAGAAUGGCUAACAAUAAUGUAUAUUAUAUUGGAUUAUAAUUAUUGAUUCAUGAAUUGUAAUUAAUGUGCCUGUAACGGUAUAAUAUCUUGUUAGUUUGUCGGUUGGUUAGCGAAAUUAGCUUGUUGAACACUUUCAGGCAUUGUUGCAUCAAAUGAAUAAAACGCUACAGCUUCAAAAUGUCAACGUAAGCUAAACAAUCCCAUCAUGUUGCAUCACUACACGGUCACUAUGUUAGUUUGUGUUGAAGCCACUACUCCUAAACCACUCUGACGGCCUGAAGGACGAGUUUUAAUAAAGGUAUACAUACGGAGCGUACGAGGAAAGUCAUGACAUUGGUCUUGUUUUCACGUGAUGGCCUACAGUUUGUUUUGUAAGCAAAUUAAAAGAUGUAUAUCAGAGUCUUAUGUUCACUUUAUUGUAACUUGAACCUUGUUGAAAUAGACAUUCACGCAGUGGCCAUUUUGAACAUUUGGGAAGUUAACUAGCUCUUCACUACACGACUGAUGUAAGUGAAAAACAUGUUACAAACAAUCCCAAGAAUUAAGAGGAAUAGUAUUCAUAUCUUAUAUAUUUUAACCUGAAGCUAACGUUAGCUAUUGUUAGCUUGCACUAGAGAACAUUAGCUAAGUUCUUGUACUGUAGUAAGCUGUUUAGCUUCCUAGCUAAAAGCUACAGGAGUAGUUGUCUGUUAAAAUAACAGGUUUCUGAAAGUAAUCAUGUCACAAACAGACUCCAAGAAUCAUAUUUUAAUAUUUAGGCCUGUAGCUAAGCUUGAGUGUAAGCUUGCACUAGCUAACGCUAGCUAAAUUCUAAGCUAAGUAAGCUAGUUAGCUUCCCAGCUAGCUGUUACUAUAGCUUCAUGGCAUUUCAAGUAAUGCCAGUGGUUCAGUAUUCUGUAUUUAUUGUAGUAUCUGACCAAAUCUUCCAAAAGGCUGCUGUGAGAAUAGAAUCAGGUUCUGAUCAUCGAUUGUAUUUGUGUAAUUAUUAUUAUUUUCCGUUUUGCUGCACUGACGGUAAAAGCUGAUCACUUCCACCGUGGUGGCUGUUUCUGUCAUUAAACGGACCGCUUCAAUGGUAAUGGAUUCUCUUGCCUGUUUUACACAUUGGGGGUGAUCCUUUAUGAAUGUUUGUAAUUUGUGCACAAUGAUUUAUAAACCUGCAAUAACUGAU
Molecule: messenger RNA, 5704 nt
Organism: Cottoperca gobio
Lineage: Eukaryota; Metazoa; Chordata; Actinopteri; Perciformes; Bovichtidae
Gene: dennd6a
Product: DENN/MADD domain containing 6A
Exons: 19
Coding region: 1-1818 (605 amino acids)
Cellular component (GO): recycling endosome
Molecular function (GO): guanyl-nucleotide exchange factor activity
Source: RefSeq, a predicted model, not a curated record